Messenger RNA from Lactuca virosa, 1537 nucleotides. Lineage: Eukaryota; Viridiplantae; Streptophyta; Magnoliopsida; Asterales; Asteraceae. The record is from the annotation of a GenBank genome assembly.
CCAUAAAUAAAGGCAUUACAAAUUGACAACUAUCUUUUGGAAGUCAAAUAAAGGAAAUCAAAAGUCAAAAUUGAGACCAUAGUAUGGGUGCCCUGUUGCCAUUGAUGCACGAAAGUGAAGAAGCUGCAAAAACAAGCUUUUGAUUCUUAGACCACUCUUCAAGGCAUCCAACCUUCACAAUAUCGAUCAUAAUCAAGUUCUUUUCAUCUUCAUUGACCAAUGGGAUUAACACUCGUAUGAUUCUCAAAUUACCUUGAUUUAUAACAAACAUAUUUCUGGAGUUUAAUCCACCACUUGAUCACAAAUAAGUAAAACCAAAAUGGAAGCAAAUGAAAGAGUGAAAGAUACAGAAGAAGAAAAAGAAGAACAAGUAUGGAGUUGGGGAGCAGGUACAGAGGGACAACUAGGAACAGGCAAGCUUCAAGAUGAACACCUUCCUCAACUUCUCCCUAUCCUUCCUUCUUUAUCUCUCCUUUCUUGUGGUGGGGCCCAUGUCAUUGCCCUUACACCAGAUAAAAAAGUGUUGACUUGGGGAAGGGGUACAUCUGGACAACUUGGCCAUGGAAAUCUUGUCAAUAGCUUAGAACCAAAAAUUAUUGAUGCUUUAAAUGAAUUCAAUAUAACUCAUGUCUCAGCUGGAUGGAAUCACUCAGGUUUUGUUUCAGAAUGUGGACAACUUUUUACUUGUGGAGAUGGGCAAUUUGGUCAACUUGGACAUGGUGAUUACAAGUCACAAAGUUAUCCAGUCAAAGUCUCAUUCUUUUCAUCCAAACAUGUUGACCAAAUUGCAUGUGGGAUGCGUCAUUCAUUAGUCUUGUUGAAAGAUUAUGGAGACCAAAUAUAUGGUUUUGGAUAUGGAAAACGUGGUCAACUAGGAAUAUCUAACAAAGUCAAAUCAAUAAAUCUUCCACAAAGUGUUACAGGAUUGAAGGAAAUCAAUAUUAAUAGUAUCAUUGCAAAUGGAGAUCAUAGUGCAGCAUUAUCUGAAAAUGGUGAUUUGUACACUUGGGGAAGAGGAUUUGGAAGUAAAGCAGAUGUGUCUAGUCCCAAUUUAGUAAUUUCACCAUUCUCAUUCACACAGGCUGCCCUUGGUUGGAAUCAUGCCUUAAUAUUAACAGAUGAAGGGGAAAUUGUUAUGCUAGGUGGCAGGCAUCAUGGGGUUCUUAACAGCCUUCAAAAGGACAAUUCGGUCAAACAGGAUUCAAACGAAGCCCAUGUGGAAAAAAUUCAUGGACUUGAUGGGAUAAAAGUUGUUGGAAUUGCAUCGGGAUCAGAGCAUUCUGUCCUUACAACAGAAAAUGGAGUGGUGAUGACAUGGGGAUGGGGUGAACAUGGUCAACUUGGAUUAGGGAAGACAUGUGAUGAGAUAAGUCCACAAGUUGUAACAUUUGGUCAACAUCAAGAUAUGACAUCAAAGGUGUAUUGUGGGAGUGGUUUUACAUUUGUUGUUAGGACUUUGAAUCAUGGAAUGGAAUUGUAAAGGAUUGGAAUUGAGAAAGUAAUGGAAUGACGGAAUGAGAUUGGAAUUGGAAUGGGU